AUGGCUUAUCUAGAUUUAUUACUGGCCAUUUUUCGUUUGACCCAGGAAAGUUUGCUCAUUUUUCACGAGGAUUUUGCUACUCCGGUCUACCGUGUAUCAGCAGCUCGGCUCUCCCGCUCCCAGCUAGAUGCUGGACUGUCCGAGUAUAGUCUUUUAGCCGUUCCACGAUUAUCCAGUCCUGCCAGACUCCUCGACCUCUGCCCGACUGAUGGCCAUGUUCCACCCAGCCUAUCGAGUCAAGGAUCCAAACAUCGGCAUCAUUACCAACACAAGACUGACUCAAAUUCAGGUUUAGGUUCCCGUACUGACCCUCAUCUUGGACACCGGCAUCUCUGUCUAGUCCUACUUCUUUCCUCAUCCUCUUCUGCCUCGUUUUUGACUUCAUCUCCAAUGGGCUUGUCUCCAUCCGCAGAUCUCCAACUGGCUGGGCUGAGAAUGGCCAUUGGCGGCAAUAAGUGGUUUCAUGCCGUCGACCGGCUUAUACAAUCCAGCACGGGUACCUCCGCUCGCCAUCGCAUUGACCCAGUCAUUGUUCCAGUACACAUUUACAUGGAUCGUCAAGCCGCCUGGCUGCGCCAGCUGGCUCAUCGAUCCGUUGCUCCUGUUUUAGGCCGGAAUGCACCUGACGAUCUCUUUUUGCGCACAGAAAAUGCUGGCCAUCUCCUCUGGGUUUGGAGGAUGACCUCCAACACAACCGCAUUUCGCUUAAUCCCUUUGAAUAGUCAGGCCCAUCCUGCUCGACAUGCAGCCCUUAAUUCAGAUCUUGGUCCACCGACUCCUCAUAGCAGCACAAUAAGUUGUCUUUUCGCUCACAUCGUCACACUCCUUGUACAUUUUUCUGGAUUGAUACGCUCAAUCCUCAUUUUUAUAGUAGGAAAACUGUUCACCUUCGGUUCUCAACCAGCUACAGCCACUGGAGAAGAGCAUUCAUCUCAUAAUCAUGUGGCAAUAAGGGACGCAGCUAGGCAGAUAAGAGUGGGUCUGCUUGAUGAUCUUGCUAGUCAGGUGCUGCCCAAUCUUGCGUUGCUGCUUGACUGGCGCGAUUGGCUUGAAGCUGAGGAUCCAAAACCCAAUAUUUGCUCUCAGACUAUGACAACUGGUGCUUGCGCUCGGCAGGCUCGAUCGACUGGUUCGUCAUCAUCAGAUGCUCUGGUAUUGGAGAAAUUAGCACAAGCAGGAUGGUUGAUCACACGAAGAUUCUUCUCAGAGGACCUGAUGGUGGAUGAAAUGGCUAUGCCAUUGUGGUGGCGGGUUAAGCGAAAACUUUUUGCAUGGGUGAUGUCGGCGUAUAUCUGGUUGGCAAAGUGA
Messenger RNA from Protopolystoma xenopodis, 1308 nucleotides. Lineage: Eukaryota; Metazoa; Platyhelminthes; Monogenea; Polystomatidea; Polystomatidae. The record is from the annotation of a GenBank genome assembly.